CCCGCCCGCGCCGCCGCCGCCCGUCCACCAUGCACUUGCUGGGCUCCUUCGCCCUGGCGUGUUCCCUGCUCGCCGCUGCGCUCCUGCCGGGUCCGCGCGAGCCGCCCGCCGCCGCCGCCUUCGAGCCGGGACCCGGCCUCCCGGACGCGGGCGAGGCCAAGGCUUAUGCAGACAAAGAUCUGGAGGAGCAGUUGCGGUCAGUGUCCAGUGUAGAUGAACUCAUGACAGUACUCUACCCAGAAUACUGGAAAAUGUACAAGUGUCAGUUAAGGAAAGGGGACUGGCAGCAUAAUGAAGAACAGCCCAACAUCAAUACAAGAACAGAAGAGACUGUAAAAUUCGCUGCAGCACAUUACAAUGCAGAGAUCCUGAAAAGUAUUGAUAAUGAGUGGAGAAAGACUCAAUGCAUGCCACGUGAGGUGUGUAUAGAUGUGGGGAAGGAGUUUGGAGCAGCCACAAACACCUUCUUUAAACCUCCAUGUGUGUCCGUCUACAGAUGUGGAGGCUGCUGUAACAGCGAGGGGCUACAGUGCAUGAACACCAGCACAGGCUACCUCAGCAAGACGUUGUUUGAAAUUACAGUGCCUCUCUCUCAAGGCCCCAAACCAGUAACAAUCAGUUUUGCCAAUCACACUUCCUGCCGAUGCAUGUCUAAAUUGGAUGUUUACAGACAAGUUCAUUCAAUUAUUAGACGUUCCCUGCCAGCAACACUACCACAGUGCCAGCCUGCAAACAAGACCUGUCCCACGGAUUACAUAUGGAAUGAUCACAUCUGCAGGUGCCUGGCUCAGCAAGAUCUUAUUUUUUCUUCUAGUGCUGGAGAUGACUCUGCAGAUGGAUUCCCUGACAUCUGUGGACCCAGCAAGGAGCUGGAUGAAGACACCUGUCAAUGUGUCUGCAGAAGGGGACUUCAGCCCUCCAGCUGUGGACCCCACAAAGAACUAGACAGAAACUCAUGCCAGUGUGUCUGUAAAAACAAACUUUUCCCGAAGUCAUGUGGGGCCAACAGAGAAUUUGAUGAAAACACAUGCCAGUGCAUAUGUAAACGAACCUGCCCAAGAAAUCAACCCCUGAACCCCGGAAAAUGUGUCUGUGAAUGUACAGAAAAUUCACAGAAAUGCUUCCUAAAAGGAAAGAAGUUUCAACAUCAAACAUGCAGUUGUUACAGGAGACCGUGUACAAACCGGCUGAAGCAUUGUGAGCAGGGGCUUUCAUUCAGUGAAGAAGUUUGCCGCUGUGUCCCCUCAUACUGGAAAAGACCGCAUAUGAACUAAGACUGUACUAUUUUCCAGCUCGUCAUUUUUCUGUCACGGAGAACUGUUGCCACUAUUUAGAACUGUCUAUGCGCAGAGAGGCCUUUGUGGGACCACGGUAACAAAGACAAGGGGCAGUGCUUUCUGAAACACGUGGGUGACUUUACAGAUACGGACUGGGGCUCCUCUGCCAAAGACCUCUUUUAAAGACUGGUUUUCUGCCAACGACCAUACAAUCGAGGUGUUUCUCUUCUGAUUUAAAAAGAAAUAAUGACUAUAUAAUUUAUUUCCACUAAAAAUAUUGUUUCUGCAUUCAUUUUUAUAGCAAUAACAAUUGGUAAAGCUCACUGUGAUCAAUAUUUUUGUAUCAUGCAAAAUAUGUCUAAAAUAAAAUGAAAGUUGUA
Molecule: messenger RNA, 1657 nt
Organism: Manis javanica (Malayan pangolin)
Lineage: Eukaryota; Metazoa; Chordata; Mammalia; Pholidota; Manidae
Gene: VEGFC
Product: vascular endothelial growth factor C
Biological process (GO): positive regulation of angiogenesis; induction of positive chemotaxis; positive regulation of endothelial cell proliferation
Cellular component (GO): membrane
Molecular function (GO): growth factor activity; chemoattractant activity; vascular endothelial growth factor receptor 3 binding
Source: RefSeq, a predicted model, not a curated record